AUGGGUGGAUGUGUUAGUCAUCGUCGUCAUACUCAUACUCAUCGUCGUCGACGAUCUCAUUCGUCUCGAAGCAGUGCAACAACAGGUGGCACUGUCGGUCGAAACAAACCAUUAAAUCGUUCCGCUUGUCAUCCCCGAUGGAAAUCAGAUGUUGCCAUAACAGAAAAUCAAUUGCGGCGUAAACGGGAAGAAUACUGGGAUACAGCUCCGGCGUUCGAUGGACGAAAAGAAAUUUGGGAUGCAUUACGUGGCGCGUGUUAUGCAAUCGAACAGAACGAUAUUGACUUAGCACAAUCAAUCAUCAAUUGUGCUAAUAUAUCUCUUCCACAUGGCACAUUGCUGGAUUGCUAUGAUGAACUCGGUACGCGUUAUCAACUACCUGUCUAUGUUCUAUCAGCACCGACAAACAUGAUUGAUGGUGAACAAUCAUCGAUCGACUCACGCGGUGAUUAUGAGUCAGGUACAAGCGAUAUAGGUCUGGCAAUAACAGUAGCAGCUGAUCGUGAGCGUGAUUUCGGAGGAAAUCAUAGUUCAUCGUCAUCAUCAUCAACGUCGUCAGCCCAUCAGCAUCGUGUGACGACGAAAUCUUCCAACACACAUCAUAUUGGACAUAAUCCAAUUGUACGGGAAAUCAAAAAACAUCGUCGGAAACAAAAGUCAAGUACAAAUACUGAUUCAGGGCAUGAUUCGUCUUCGACAAACACCACCACACCUCCACCAACUAUUAAUUAUCAACCAGCCAAUGCCGAUCAGGAUGUCGAAAUCGCCAUUAAAUUUCGCUUGUCAAAUGGAAAAGAACAUCGAUUAUACUGCAAAAAGAAUGAAAAAAUACGACAUAUUAAACGACGUGUGGCAUUGUUAGAAAACGGAGAUAUUGACUCACAAACCCAACGAUUCUUUUUUGGUGGCAAACUAUUACGUGAUCGUUCUACUGUACGCGACGCACGUUUACAACGCAAUUUCGUCGUUCAAGUCAUUCUGACGGAUAAGCCAGUCUCUUCGAUUAAUGCCAUCACAACAACUGAUCAUAUAACACCUACAACGGAUGAUGUCAAACAUUCGAAUUCGACAUCAAUCGAAAUACCAAUUUCAAAAUAUCUUGAUCGUCAAUUAGAACAAUUACGUCGUUGUGAAUUAAUUACCGAAAGUGAAGUGAAAACCUUAUGCACGAAAGCACGAGAAAUACUGGUUGAAGAAAGUAACGUUCAAUGUGUUGAUUCACCGGUUACAAUAUGUGGUGAUAUUCAUGGACAAAUGUUCGACCUAUUAGAAUUGUUUCGUGUCGGAGGCGAUGUACCUCAAACGAACUAUUUGUUCUUGGGUGAUUUUGUUGAUCGUGGCUUUUAUAGCGUUGAAACAUUUUUGUUAUUACUUGCUCUGAAAAUUACACAAGUUUACGGUUUCUACGAUGAGUGUCUGAGAAAAUACGGUUCAAUCAUGGUCUGGCGGUAUUGUACGGAAGUUUUUGAUUAUUUAAGUUUAUCAGCCGUUAUCGAUGGAAAAAUCUUUUGUGUUCAUGGUGGUUUAAGUCCAUCGAUCAAUACUCUUGAUCAAAUCAGACAAAUUGAUCGAAAGAUGGAAGUUCCACAUGAUGGGCCGAUGUGUGAUCUAUUAUGGUCUGAUCCCGAAGAAACACUUGGCUGGGGCGUAAGUCCACGUGGUGCCGGAUACUUAUUUGGUAGCGAUGUUGUUUCGCAAUUUAAUCAAACAAAUAAUAUUGAUUUAAUUUGCCGUGCACAUCAACUAGUCAUGGAAGGGUAUAAAUGGCAUUUCAAUGAAACUGUAUUAACUGUUUGGUCAGCACCGAACUAUUGCUAUCGAUGUGGAAAUGUGGCGGCUAUACUUGAGCUCGACGAACAUCUCAAUCGUGGUUUUACUAUAUUCGAAGCAGCACCGCAAGAUCAACGUUCAGCAACAACGAAACGUGUUGUGCCGGAUUAUUUUCUUUAG
This is a messenger RNA of Adineta ricciae, 1950 nucleotides long. Lineage: Eukaryota; Metazoa; Rotifera; Eurotatoria; Adinetida; Adinetidae. The record is from the annotation of a GenBank genome assembly.